UUUUGUUCUUUUCAUUCAAAUCAUAGCUUGAUUUCAAAUUGAAUUGAUUACAAAAAAGUUUUUCAUAGAAAGCUUUUCUUCAUACAUUUUUAAACUAGGAUUUAGAUUCUAGAUCUGGAUUCUAUACUCUAUUCUAUAGGUACAUCGACAAUAUGUCAAUUACAACAGGAGUCUCAGGAAUUCCAAAAAAAUCAUGGCAACCUUCAAAUGUUACUUUUGAAACAACAAUGGGAAAUAUUGUAAUAGAAUUGUAUUGGAAACAUGCGCCCAACACCUGCAGGAACUUUGCAGAGUUAACUAGACGUGGCUACUACAAUGGAAUCAAGUUUCACAGGAUUAUCAAAGACUUUAUGAUUCAGGGUGGUGAUCCAACAGGGACAGGUAGAGGAGGAGCAUCAAUUUAUGGCAAAAAUUUUGAUGAUGAAAUAACUGAAGAUUUGAAGCAUACAGGUGCUGGAGUGUUGUCAAUGGCAAACAGUGGACCAAACACAAAUGGUAGUCAAUUUUUUAUCACAUUGGCACCCACACAAUGGUUGGAUGGAAAGCAUUCUAUAUUUGGAAGAGUAUCUUCAGGAAUGAGUGUCGUCCAGAGAAUAGGCAUGGUUGAAACUGAUGAUGGUGACAGACCAGUUGAUCCAAUAAAAAUAUUAAAAGCAUAUAUUUCAGUUACAUCAUAGUUUUAUAUUUGUACAUUUUGUUAUAAUAAAUUGCAUCUAAAAUUACAAUGUGUUAACUUU
Messenger RNA from Physella acuta, 737 nucleotides. RefSeq names its product peptidyl-prolyl cis-trans isomerase-like 1. The record is from RefSeq and is a predicted model, not a curated record. Gene Ontology annotation, cellular component: catalytic step 2 spliceosome. Gene Ontology annotation, biological process: protein peptidyl-prolyl isomerization. Lineage: Eukaryota; Metazoa; Mollusca; Gastropoda; Physidae. Gene Ontology annotation, molecular function: peptidyl-prolyl cis-trans isomerase activity.